Messenger RNA from Gongylonema pulchrum, 339 nucleotides. The record is from the annotation of a GenBank genome assembly. NCBI's taxonomy places the organism in Eukaryota, Metazoa, Nematoda, Chromadorea, Rhabditida, Gongylonematidae.
AUGACCGAUAGGCCAAUAUCAUUCUCCAAUUAUGCACUUGACUCAUCGCCGCAGUCGAUUUUCGAGCAGACAUUAGCUGCAGUCCUGAAAGAUCCAAAUAAUAAAAAAAUUGGCCUCGUUGGACGAUAUUUGGAGAAAGGUACUUUAUCAGCUAUUGUUGAAUUCAAAUUCGGCCAGGUGGUCGAUAAGCAGUAUGUGUGUUUAUUGAAAAUGCUGGCGGUUGUGAACAGUGGCUUACCGGAAUAUGUGCAAAUGAUCGCGCCCCAUGAAGAUUGGUCAUAUUUGGAUACAGGCUUUAGACAGGUUUUCCUCUUCGUGCAAUUAGCAGUAGUAACGUAA